This is a messenger RNA of Coregonus clupeaformis (lake whitefish), 7950 nucleotides long. RefSeq names its product (E3-independent) E2 ubiquitin-conjugating enzyme UBE2O (gene ube2o). NCBI's taxonomy places the organism in Eukaryota, Metazoa, Chordata, Actinopteri, Salmoniformes, Salmonidae. Bases 71 to 4111 code for a protein of 1346 amino acids. The record is from RefSeq and is a predicted model, not a curated record. The transcript is spliced from 21 exons.
GUUACGGUUUCUCUUUUUUCUUCUUCACCAUCCUCUCCCUUUCUCGCAUUAUUCCCUGACAACAGCAGCGAUGGCGGAACCCGUGGCAUCGGACGCAAUAGCAACAGACGCAGCUCUUUCUCCGGCUGUAAGCCCGGGUUCGGAGCCUCCAUCCAUAGCGCUCUCUCCUUCUGCAGGCGGCUCCCAGCGGCUUCUUUUCUCCCACGAUUUGGUGUCAGGUCGGUAUCGUGACUUGGUCCGGUUCGGCCUAGUCAGAAUGAUACAAGGCGAGGAGGAGUUUGAUUCAGACUCGGACCUCGACGAUGGCGGAGGUAGAAGCGGUGGUGUUGGCGGUGGCGGGGGAGGCUGUAUCCCCUGUAACUCGGACACCGAGAGCAGUGUUGUGGACAGCCUGGCUCCUCUGGGAAGGGGUUUUGUCCGGGUGCAGUGGUACCCAGAAGGAGGGAAGCAAGACAUUCGGGAAACAAAGCUGAAACUUAUAGAUCGAUCCAUCGUUAUCCGAGACAUUGUGCGGCGGAUGAAUUCUAACGACAACCAAUGUGGCAUCGUGACCAACAUCGACAUAGAGUGUGCUGUAAAACUAGUGGGGACCAACUGUGUCUUGUACCCCGUCAACAGUAAAGACCUACAUCACAUCUGGUCUUUCAUGUAUGGGGACUACAUAGCCUACGACUUCUGGCUGGGGAAGGUGUACGACCUGACCAACCACAUCAUCCUCAAGUUGUCCAAUGGAGCCAGGUGUUCCAUGAAUGUGGAGGACGGCGCCAAGCUGUACGACGUCUGUCCACACGUCAGUGACUCGGGUCUGUUCUUCGACGAGGCCUAUGGUUUCUACCCAGGCCAGGUGCUGAUCGGGCCGGCCAAAGUUUUCUCCAAUGUCCAGUGGCUCUCCGGGGUCAAGCCCGUACUCCGCAAGAAGAGCAAAUUCAGGGUGGUGGUCGAAGAGGUCCAGGUGGCGGAGCUGAAGGUGACGUGGAUCACCAAGAGUUACUCCCCCAAGGGCACGGACAGCGUCUACCCCCCUCCGUCCACCAUCUCACAGGAGAACCUCUGCAGAGUGAAGCGUCUGGGCUACUACGACCACACCCAGAGGCAGCUGGGGGAGAGGGCCCUGUACGUGUUCCCAGCCAAGGGAGACACCACACACAUCACCUGUGAGUGGCCCGACGGGGCCCCCGGACUCCCAGAGGACCCCGUAGCCAGGAAGUUGAAAAGAAUGUUCAAGAAGGAGUUGUUAGGGAAGAAGACCAGUGAUAAUGCAGAGACACAAGGUGCAAACCAGCACUCCACCGACAAGACGGACAGCCUUGACGGUGACCUCAAGCCUGACAACACCCAUCCAGACUCCACCACCCUCCCCCGCCCUCACCGCCCCAACCACGCCCUCCAGCCCUCGCCCCUUUGCCCUCCCCCCUCCUCUGACCCAUGGCCCGAGCCCGCGGAGCAGGACGCAGACGACGAGGCGGGGGCGGAGGACACGGACGACACCUUGUCGCUGACGUCGUCAGCGAGCAGCACGGCGUCGUCGCAGAGCAGCGGUCUCGGGGGCCUGAACAGGAAGAAGAGCAUCCCGCUGUCGAUCCGCAACCUGAAGAGGAAGCACAAGAAGAAGAGGACCAAGUUCUCCCGCGAGUUCAAGCCCGGCGACAGGGUGGCGGUAGAGGUGGUGUCCACCAAGACCUCGGCCGACGUCCUCUGGAAGGACGGUCGUAUGGAGACCCUCAUCCGCUCCAACGACCUCAUCCCCAUCCAGCACCUGGACAACCACGAGUUCUGCCCCGGAGACUUUGUUGUCGACAAACGACCCCAAGCCCCUACGGACCCGGGCAUGUACGGGGUCAUCCAGUCGGGCGACCACAAGGGCAGGACGUGUGCCGUGAAGUGGAUCAAACUCAACGCCUCCAGCGACGACGUGGAGGUUAUAGGAGAAGAGGAGGAUGUUAGUGUGUACGACAUCGCCGACCACCCAGACUUCCACUUCCGUACCACUGAUAUCGUCAUCAGGAUAGGGAACUCUGAGAACGGGCGCAAUACAGAUUGCGAGAACGAUACGUCAGUAGGUCAGGUCUUCAGAGUGGACGUGAGCAGCAAGGUGGAGGUGGUGUGGGCCGACAACUCCAUGACCAUCGUCCUGCCACAGCACCUGUACAACGUGGAGUCUGAGAUCGAGGAAACGGACUAUGACUCUUUGGAGGAGAGCAGCAGUGGCCUGUCCACGGAGGAGUGGGAGGACGAGAGCGACAGCUGGGAGACGGACAACGGCCUGACCACCAACGAGGACGACCAGCACCCCGGCAACGACGACACCGCCACCCCGGCCCCCACCCCCACCGGCUCCAGCCCCUUCAUUAUCCCCCUCGAGGAGGGUGGCAAAGCAGGGGCCACCACCCCCACCAAGCCCCCUAACUCCACAGAGGACCUGGAUGGAGCUGGAGCUAUAGCCAGCCCAGGCACCAGUGCUGGAGGAACCACCCCUGGAGCAGGAGGGGGUGAUGCCGCAGAGAAGCUCCCCGGGAAAGAGGGCACGCCGCGGGGCUUCCGCGAGCUCAAGGAGGCCCUGAAAAUCCUGGAGAGCCUGAAGAACAUGACGGUGGAGCAGCUAUGGACCGGCGGCUCGCCUACCUCGCCCACGUCCGGUGCCGUGCCCUCCGCCAACGGGACUAACGCCAACGCCGCAACUGCCAUCACGCCCGAGAAGCCCACCAAGGAGAAACGCUUCCUGGAUGACAUCAAGAAGCUCCAGGAGAACCUGAGGAAGACCCUGGACAAUGUGGCCAUCGUGGAGGAGGAGCGGAUGGAGGCGGUGGUGGAGGCCGUAGGAGGCGGGGCAGGAGGAGGUGGGAGUACAGAAGGAGGGGAAAGAGGGGGCGAAGAAAGGCCCCAGGAGGAGACGGCGAGGACGCCAGGCGCGGCGCCAGAAUGGCCCAGCGAUACGCCUGUUCUGUGCCAACAGAGUGGUGGCAAGCCCGGCGUAACCUUCACCAGUGCCAAGGGAGAGGUGUUUUCUGUGCUGGAGUGGUCACCAGACACCCACACCUUUAAGAAGAUGGAGUUCCAGCCGGCCGAGGCCAAGAAGUUUUUCAGCACUGUGAGGAAGGAGAUGGCUCUGCUGGCCACCUCGCUGCCCGACGGCAUCAUGGUCAAAACCUUCGAGGACCGCAUGGACCUAUUCUCGGCCCUGAUCAAAGGGCCCACGCGCACCCCUUACGAGGACGGCCUGUUCCUGUUCGACAUCCAGCUGCCAAACAUUUACCCGUCGGUGCCGCCCCUCUUCCGCUACCUGUCCCAGUGCAGCGGGCGCCUCAACCCCAACCUCUACGACAACGGCAAGGUCUGCGUCAGCCUGCUGGGCACCUGGAUCGGCAAGGGUACAGAGAGGUGGACCAGCAAGUCUAGCCUGCUGCAAGUGCUCAUCUCCAUCCAAGGCCUGAUCCUGGUCAACGAGCCCUACUACAACGAGGCAGGUUUCGACAGCGACCGGGGCCUGCAGGAGGGCUAUGAGAACAGCCGCUGCUACAACGAGAUGGCCCUCAUCAAGAUGGUGCAGUCCAUGACCCAGCUGCUGCAGACACCCAUAGAGGUGUUCCAGCAGGAGAUCCGGCAGCACUUCACCUCCAGUGGCUGGCGCCUUGUGCACCGCCUGGAGGCCUGGCUGGAGCUCCACGAGCUAGCCGAGAGAGGCCCUCCGCCAAGACCAUCCCGGGACAGGCCUCCCUCAGUGGGGCCUCUGGACGACACCGGGGAUGAAGAGCUGGAGGACUCUGCCCUGAGCCUUUCCACCACCGCCGCCUCCCAGCAGGAGCUCAGCCAGAACUUGGACUGCGACGGCGCCGUCUCGGCCAGUGAGGUGGCCGGGGCGAGUGUGGUGGUCUCCGGGUCGGUUAGGGGGGCCUCCUCGGACUCUGCUGGCGGCAGCCAGCCGGCGGUGCGACCAAAGAAGCGCAGGAAGAGCUACCGGAGCUUCCUGCCCGAGCGGAGCGGAUACCCGGACAUUGGCUUCCCCCUCUUUCCGCUCUCCAAGGGCUUUGUGAAGAGCGUGCGCAGCGUGCUGCUGCAGUACCGAGCCGCCCUGGCCGCCGCCUCCAUCCCCGACCACAUAGAGGACAAGUAAGUGACUAGUGCCUCCCCCAACGCCCUCCUCCUCCUCAAUCCUCAGCCCACCCUCCAAGAGCUGCACUGUGCCCCCAAUUAUCUCCCAAAUAGCCCCCGUACCCUCUGAUCCCCCUUUGCCCAACUGCUGCCCAGUGCCCCUGCCCCUCGGCCAUCUAUCUAGUGCCCUCUUGCCCCUCUCCUCCCCUCCCUCAGACCACUAGAAGCUAACUGGGUGUAUGCGCUUUCCUUCAAUGUCCAGAGGCCAGAUGAGGCGGGACGGGGGGAGUGUCUUAUGGGAGUCUAACCCCCCCCCAUAUCGGACCUUCUGAGCUCUCAUGGACAGCCGGACAAGGAGCGAGAGCCUCGACUGGAAGGCGGCGCCACACGUCUGCCCCUCGUGGGCCCUCCUAGGCCCUGACGGACGAGGGAGGCGGGAGGAAGGGAGAAAGGAAGGAGAGAUGUAGAGAAGCUGGUUUGAUUUUAAAAAGGUGCCAUUGACUUGCAUCGUCUAUAGCUGCUGUAAGGGGUAGUGGAAUUACCUGAAGAGAGACAUUCUUUGGGAAUUGUCACCACAAAUUUGAUUUCUUAGCACAAAUUUAAAAAUGUUACUCUGCUGGGUCAAUUGGAUCUUAAAAAAAAUAAAAUAAUUGAGACUGUUACAGUAGCCAUGGCGUCCUGGAAUCGGCAGGGUCAAAAAGGGCAACCCGGACAGAUUCUCAAAGCUGGGUUUCUCUGAACUACGUUUCCCAGUAUGCCUGGCUCCUUUGACCCUGGAGGGCACCUUUUAGCACUGCUCCUGUGCCCCUUUACCACCCUGCACUCUCCAAUCAACGGACAAUCUCUGCAGGGUUGGGCACCUUUUGACAUGCUGACGUAUUGAGUUUCUUUUUAAAGUAGAUUACUUGUUGUUCGCUUUUUACCCUGCUCCUCUCGUUCUUUCUCGCUCUAGAGACACACCUAACUAUCUGAAUGUUAUAAACUGCCCACCUACAACCGCUCCACUCUGCUAUGUCCUUGCUGGUUUCCUCGCCAAUCGCUCACACCAAAAACAUCUCGUUGCAGAAAUACUUGAGUGACAAGUUUACAUAAAUCACUACUUCUGGACUGUUAUAUAACCUACUAAGCCCUACGGUAUAUCCCUGAGGAGAGACCUGGCUCUAGAAUAGAGGUGUGCAGUUACAUGUAAAAAAUAUAUGAAGGACAGUGUCUCUAGGUAAGGUCAAAUUAGCUCUCUAAUAUCUUUGACUGUAGAAAGUUUCCAUUCUAAGACUUGAUAACUUUGUCACACUGUACAAACGUUUAGUUAUAUCACCCAUUUCUGUCUUAAGACUCAACUUGACAUCUUUUUUUAUUCUACAAGGGAUCAAGGCUAGGUUGAAAAUGUAAUAAUUCAAUGCGGCAGUGUUAGAAAAUAAACACAUUCAUUGGACCAGCAGCGUUGUUGAUUCUACAGGAUUAGCAUUGAAAACGUGACCAGCAGUCGGGAAAUCAAGUUGUGGCUGUAGAUAAUUAGAUUUUUUUUUAAAUGAUUAGAAUGACAGAAACAGUUAUGCUAUGUGUUUGCUGAGUAGUUAGCUGACAUUCACUAUGAUUAUGUUUAUUUUCCCCUUUGAUGGCAAACUUUCUGCACUGCUAACAUUAACUUCCAUUCAUUUUCGCUCUGGCGCUGGUCCAAUUAAUGUUUAUUUUCUAACGCUUCGCCAUGGAAUUAUUACGUUGUCUUAACCUUCUCCAUCUUCAAGGUAGUGAUGUUUUUCCUUCCUUGCAGCUUUCAUUGACCUUUGAGGCUGGUCGUUCAGAAUGGUCCUCCAGAACUAUCCCACAAUCCUCUCUUCUUCUGCUCACUCAUUGGGCUACUACUAGAGGCGGAGCCACAACAGUGCACAUGACGAGUAACAAAACGCUAUCCAUUCCAUCACCACAUGAGUUCUAUCUCAUCUCAACAUGUUGCCUUACUUGAAUUGUUCUUCUUAAUAUAUUAUCAGACCCUAUGUACAGAGCUGCUUGUUACCCCCGCCUGACACCCACUACAUUCACCCCCAUUCCAGUGUUCAGAGGUUGGUCGUCUAACAUCAGAUCUGGGAUCAGUUUUUCCUGGACUUCGGAGGUAGGAAAAAUGUAUACAACUAAUAAUAAAUAAAACAAAAUAUCUGAUCCCAGAUCUGCUUUGAGAAUGGCAACUUCAGCCCAGAAGUUGAAUGGUGAAUUACACCGCUUUAGCCAUUGUAUUCCAAUGUUACUCUCAACUGCUGUUUGUUCAGUGAUGGAGAUUGAUUGAUUGAAGUUUGGAGACCGAGAUUGGGUGUGGAUGCAGAAUGUUUUGAUAAGAUUAUACUUGAUUUUGUUCUUGCCCUUGCCUGGAGCACAAUGGCGUGUCACUGUUUGUCCCCCAAGAUUGGAACACUCUCCCUUUUUAAUUUUCCCAGUUUAAAGGGUGAAUGAGUUACUUUUGACAACAUGGCCCAUGACAUAGUCAUGCUUGUACUUGUGAUAUUACUUUAAUAUUUCUUUAAAUUAUUGCUGGUUCGUUUAUACUUGCUUGAAUUGGGUGAAACAUUGUGUUCCAUUUAUUAACACAGGGAGCUAUUCUCUGUAUGGCCACCAGGGGUCAGUGGUUCCUCUCAUUGUGUGCUCCAAAGAAUGAAAGUAGCCUGGGUCCCAGACCUGUAUGUGCUUUGACCAACUCCUCUGACUAGUAGUUGAUAUAAGCACAAACAGAUCUAGGAUCAAGUGUUUAAAAGGAGUAAUGUGAAAGAAAGUGCAGAGAUUAACGCCACCUGGUUCUUAUAUAGCCUGGUCCCAAAUCUGUUUGUGUGGUCUUUGACAACUUUGCAAGCAUGCACAAACAGAUCUGGAACUGGGCUAGUUCUGAUCGUGCUUCCUGGGUUAUUUGAACAGUCGUUGUUUACAUCCAUCUGGAAUAUAUUAUUAUGCUCAUGCUUUUUGCCAGAUAUUAUACUGUUGGUCCAUUCCCCUUGUGCUUACCUGUGAACUGAAAAACGAGGGAGUUGGCUAAUCCUUUUUGCUUGAAUAAAGAUGCUAAAUGCUUAGUGUUCAUGAGUGUGUGUGUGAGACAGUACAAUGUGCCAUUGUAAAUUAGUUUGAGUGCAAAGCGUGAGACAAACUGAUUAUUGUGAAGAAGAAAAGGACAGGUGAAUGGGAUGUUUUUUUUUGUCCAAUUCCUGUACCAAGCAUGGCAAUCAGGCUUCCAUUACUUCUCUUCCUCGACUUUCUUCCUCUUUUCUCCUUUGCUGCCUGUACAGUAAGCCCUUAAGGACGUUCCUUUGCUCUCCCACUUUAGGCUGCAGUACUUGUAGCGUUGCAGCCUUGGUUGGUUCCCGCAAACCUUCAGUGUUUGCAACCUUAGAUAUCUCUCUCUCUCUCUCUCUCAUGCCCUUGUUUCUCCACUAUUGCAAAAACAGGAAAAAUGUGAAGCCAGGUCUCGAAAGAAAACAUGGAGGAUUUCAAGCACAUAAGUUAUGUACUAUUUUCUGUGUGUUUCUAUUCAGACUUAUUCAUUACUGCGAGAGAUUUCCAGCCAAAGCAUGUAACAUGUUGCUUUAAGCCUUGAACGGACACAAGACUUGACUGUACGAUGUGAACAUUUCCACAGUGGCCUGUAUUGGUAAACUAAUAAACGUAUGAUUUUUAGCCUGAUCCCUCUGUACAGAAGUCAUGAUUAUACUAUAAAUACAUAUUUAACAAACUUGAUCUGUAAGUUGUCAUGUGAACGCUUGGGACAUAUGUAUACAUUUGCUGAUUUCUUUUUUUUCUUGAUUUGUAUUUUUUUUUUACAGUUCCUUUCAUUGCGUUGAGCUGUUUAAAGAGAUGCAUUAAACUUUGCAAGCAGUAUGGUUA